AUGUCUUUUAGAUCACCUGCUAAAAAUACUCCAAAACCAAAAGCUCCUGUUAAACGAUACAGAGCUGGUCAAGUGCCCGAAAACUAUGUUGAUGAAUUAUCUGAUUCCGAAGAAGAAUAUGAAGAGCAACAACAACAACAGCAGAAACAACCACAAACCACCAAGGCAGAAUUGACAUUUGCUCAAAAAGAGGUCCGCACUGGAAUCAAACAGACUACGAUAUCUGAACAAGAGGCAAGUACAGAUAGAAGACUUCGAAGGUUGCAACAAUUACAACUAGAUGACCAAGACAGAUCUGCAAGAAGACGUCAUGUCCAAGACGACGAUGAAGAUGAACAAGAAAAGGCCAGGGAACGUAUGCGAUUAAAACAAAGAGCUUUGGAACAACAAGAUGCAUUAGUACAAAAUGUUGAAGAAGACGAAGAGGAAGAAGAAGAACAAAAGUCAGAGGAAGAAGAAGAAGAAGAAUCAAGUGAAUACGAAUCCUCAAGCGAAGAGGAAGACACACUCGCUCGUUUACCAAAACCUGUAUUUAUACCAAAGGCCAAACGAGAGACUAUCUUGCAGCAAGAACAAUUGGCUAAAGAACGAGAGGAGCGAGAGAGACGCUUAGAAGAGGAAUUAGAAGAAAGAAAGAGACAAUCUCAUAAUAUGUUGGCUGAGGAAUUGAAACGUGAAAGAGAGGAAGCAUUGAAUAAAGACUUGUCUGAAUACGAUGAUAUACCAGAUGAUACAGACAAAGUGGAUGAGGAAGCAGAGUAUGAAGCAUGGAAGCUAAGAGAAUUGGCUCGUAUUAAGCGUGAUAGAGAAGCUCGUAUUGCACGAGAGAGAGAAGAAGAGGAAAUACAACGUAGAAGAGAGUUGCCAGAAGAAGUUCGUUUAAAGGAAGAUCUACAAAAGGCAGAAGAAACAAGAAAGAAGGAAAAAGGACAGUAUACAUUCUUACAAAAAUACUACCACAAGGGUGCAUUCUAUCAAAACACAGAAGACGAGAUCUUUAGACGUGAUUAUACUGCACCUACAGUGGAUGAAGUUCGUAAUAAAGAACUGUUACCAGAAGUUAUGCAAGUCAAAAAUUUUGGUUUAGCAGGUCGUACAAAGUACACACACUUGGUUGAUCAAGACACAUCAACAAAGGACUCACCUUGGUCAAAGCCUCUUGCAAAACGUAGACGACGCAAUGAGGAUGCUUAG
Rhizopus microsporus ATCC 52813 is the source of this 1194-nucleotide messenger RNA. RefSeq lists its product as uncharacterized. Gene Ontology annotation, molecular function: RNA binding. NCBI's taxonomy places the organism in Eukaryota, Fungi, Mucoromycota, Mucoromycetes, Mucorales, Rhizopodaceae. Bases 1 to 1194 code for a protein of 397 amino acids. The transcript has 3 exons. The record is from RefSeq and is a predicted model, not a curated record. Gene Ontology annotation, biological process: mRNA splicing, via spliceosome. Gene Ontology annotation, cellular component: U2-type spliceosomal complex.